AUGACAAACAUGGCUGCCAAGAAUCAGUUCAAAGGAAGCAGCUUCACACUAGCGCAGCUAAUCGAAGAAGUCGGACGUAACGGAGGAAAAAAGCCUGUGUUCCAGUAUAAGGUACCACGGUCGAUACGAUGGGCUUCAACUGCUCUAGCUGUAGUGUUUCUCACAUAUGGCGCUGCAUACACUGAUAUGUCGUGGAGAACUGCUCGAGAAGUGUACGGAAACGCUACUGAGGAAGAAAAACACAGCCCGUGGUUCAAGUGCAAAACUUUUGGGCCUGUGGCUUUAGGGGUUUUGCCUGUGAUCCUCGCUGCUGCCACGAAACACGUAACGUCAAGACUAGUCACAGAAAUGAAAUAUCUGCCACCGCUCAAGAAUAGUACGGUGCCACGGUGUCAAUUGACUCGACGCACUUACUUGUUAGGAAGACCAGUUUCUAUCACGAGGGAGAUCAAUGAACUGUCUAAAAAUAAGGCCACCAAGAUCUUCACAGGAGUAGGUUCUCAAGGUAUGGAGGAUAAGGCCACCUUUGUUUUCUUCACAGUGGAUGAAAAAGCACCCUCAUUUUUCAAUAAAUUUUACAUUUUCUCGAGAUCUGGUAGCGUUGUGAAGAAUGACGCCAGGAUCUUGGACUGCUUUUUCAACAGUGUGGCAGAAAAUAAGCUAUUGAACAGGUCAAUAUUAACUCAGAUCCUUUCACAUACGUCUGCCAAGACCCUAUUUCACUCGGGGAAUUCUAGAUCAUCCAUCAAGAAUAUCGUGAAGCCCAAAUAG
This is a messenger RNA of Saccharomyces cerevisiae S288C, 771 nucleotides long. RefSeq names its product Mrx15p (gene MRX15). The coding region runs from base 1 to 771 and encodes 256 amino acids. Lineage: Eukaryota; Fungi; Ascomycota; Saccharomycetes; Saccharomycetales; Saccharomycetaceae. The transcript has a single exon. The record is from RefSeq and is marked reviewed.